Molecule: messenger RNA, 2366 nt
Organism: Owenia fusiformis
Lineage: Eukaryota; Metazoa; Annelida; Polychaeta; Sabellida; Oweniidae
Source: the annotation of a GenBank genome assembly
UUGUAAAGACGCAAUUCAGCAACGUCAUUCAUCAACGCAAUUCAAGAACGUAGAAUAUGUAAUAAUUACACCUGUAGGCGAUAUAUGCAAACAUAAAUGCAAUGGCGUGUGACUCACUCAAAAGAUGUAUGUAAAUAUACAUGUGAUGGCGUGUCAGUGACUCACUCAAAUAAUUGCAGAAUAUGGUAUAUAAACCAUAAAAACUUGAAUCGCUAAGCAUAAUCUCAGAAUCUCAUAAACUAAACUUUGACUAAACUUUCUAUUAACUAGCACCGAAAUAUAAUUAUCAACAAAAUGACAUUUUGGAGCAACAAGCGCUGCACAUAUGGACUGCCUAAGAAGUUCAACAUUUCUGUAAUGGGAUCGAGAGGAUGUGGCAAGUCAUCCAUUGUCAACCAAUUCAUGCACAACUGUCGGACCACAAAUCAGAAAGCUUCAGAGAACAUACAUUCAUUUAACAUUCAGAAUGGUGAUAAAAGUAUCUCAUUUGAUAUACUGGAUACGACUGACUCGUGUUAUUACCCAACAACCAUGAGGAAGUUUCCAAUAGCUGAUAGCCAAGCAUUCAUACUGGUGUAUGCCCUGGACGAUCCAGAUUCAUUUGAUGAAGCAAUUAACAUCUAUAACGAAAUCUGCAAGCAACGAAAAUCUAAGCCUGGGGUACACAUACCAAUUGUGUUUGUGGCCAACAAAAGCGACCUAUGGGAUGAAUGGGAUGACGAAAUAACUUUGAUGAAUCGUGUGAUCUCACAAACCACUGUUGAGAUAGAUAUGGAGAUGGCGCAUCUAGAGGUAUCUGCUAGAGAUAAUAUUAAUGUUAUUGACAUUUUUGAAAAAAUCCUACAACUCAUUGGGUGUAUGUUUCCACUGAAAAAAACAAUAGAGCAACAGAGGCUUUCAAACAUACAACCACCAAAGCCGAAAUCAAAACUACGCCAAAUUUUAUCAUUGAUCUCGAAGAAGCCAAAAGAUCCAGAAGUUAGCGAAGUGAAAAUAAAUAUGAUAGGCAUUGAAGAUGAUCUAGGUAGCAGUGUUAGUGACUCCAGUUCUUAUAACUGCUCAGACUUCAGUUCAUACAGUUCAAUUUCCCCAAGAAAAGCAUCCCUCCCCUCCAGCGCCCUCUAUAAAAGCAUAUGGGCCUCCUCAUAUGAAACUAUCCCAGCCACCUCUUCAAUGCUAAACAUUAAUGAUAAAGAAGAUGCUUUGUUCCGCAAGGGAAGCCUUGACUGGCCUAGAUGCUCAAAUGACUUACAGGUUCCAAGGAAAGAGGAGCGUAGAAAAUCCCUUGAUACACAAUUAACGAAAAUGAAGCAGAAUAGGUACAGAAAUGACCGUCUAUUUACACCUUUGAUAGAUGCCACCAACAAGCAGAAUUCACCAAAGUCAUCCUAUGAAGCAAUUCCAACAUUUGACUUUCUCAUCAAGACAGAAUCACUAUCAUUUGAAGAUGAAGUUCAUAAAAUGGCAAACUCAGAUUUGGAGAAAGAAACAGAAACUAACAAAAGUUUAAUGAACCUUUGUAAAAGCAUUCAAAUAGAUGCAGUGAGCAUCAUGCAAUGUCUACCUAGACAACCUAAACAUUAUGUCAGGUAUUAUGACUGACAAGAUUAGGAGCUUCAGAUAUACAUAUAUACAGGGUGUUCAUAGUCUUUUAAAUAAUUUGCAAUACAAAGUAUUUACUGUGUAAAGUGUAGUGAGAUGUUAUGCACACCCUGUAUGACUGUUUUCUUCAAUGGUUGAUGUAGAGGUUCGAGAUUAUUUUAAAAUAUAUGAAGAUUACUGUCGUAGAGUAAAAAUGUUUUUGAGAUUUUGACUCAAAUACGUUAUAAAAAGUGUAGUUAUGAAUUCCUGAUAGUAACAGACAUAUGUAAUAAAUUUAAAUGCAUAAUUGUAGUGAUUUGAUGUUAUUAAAGAAUUAAGUGUGAAUCACAAUGUAAUUAUCACUCUUAGUCACUGUCACUAUUUAUUCAAAGAAUUACCUAUAAUUAUUUUUGUUACUAUUUGUUAAUAUUUUUACGUUUUUUCCUCAUUGAUGAGAAUUUGUGUCUGUUUUAUGUAUUUAAGUUGCUGACAAAUAAAUUUUGAAAGAGCUUAAUAAAAGUUUGUGUUUUUGACCAUCUUUAACCUGACCGACCCCUUCUCUAAAAUGGAAUAAUUAUUUCUCUAUUGUUAAUCUCUUACUUUUCUCAUGGGAGGCGUUCCAUUCUUGAUCUUGAGGAGGAACUUCAUUAUCUUCCUCUCCUUCUGUUCCUCUGGUGAUAGUGUCUCCUCAUCCACAUCUACAAGCAGCUUGUCAAAGUACUGGAUGUCAUCUGGUUUCAUCAUUGGCAAAUUGCCCUUGGGUUGCAUGUCAACCAUCUGAACCU